UGUAUUCUUCUGACCAGGGGUAGAAGCUCUGGCAAGCAGUUCGUCGGGCGGUGGGAGCAGCAACUUCAAGGAAGAUUUCGGAGUUGGUGUCUUUGAAAACCCACACGGGCUUCAGAGUUUGCGACGUAGGGCUUUUAUGUUGAAUUGGAGGCACAAAGCCUUUUGAUAAGGUUGUCGGAGGGAUAGUACCAUCCCAGAGGAGCCAAAAUGAUGGAAAUGGAAACGCAAGUGUCUUACCACCACGAAACUUACAUGAGUUCGACGGAGGCAUAUAUGACCCAAGAAGAUGAUUGGGACAGAGAUGUAUUGCUCGACCCUGCGUGGGAAAAGCAGCAACGUAAGACUUUCACCGCCUGGUGCAACUCGCAUCUGCGCAAAGCAGGCACACAGAUCGAGACGAUCGAGGAGGAUUUCAGAAAUGGGCUGAAACUUAUGCUUCUGCUGGAGGUGAUCUCAGGCGAACGGCUCCCCAAGCCCGACAAAGGCAAAAUGCGCUUCCAUAAGAUCGCCAAUGUGAAUAAGGCCCUGGACUACAUCUGCAGCAAGGGUGUCAAGCUGGUGUCCAUCGGUGCUGAGGAGAUUGUUGAUGGAAAUGUGAAGAUGACCCUGGGUAUGAUCUGGACCAUCAUUUUGCGUUUCGCCAUCCAGGACAUCUCUGUUGAAGAGACAUCUGCUAAAGAGGGUCUGCUGCUUUGGUGCCAGAGAAAGAGCCCCUACAGGAAUGUCAAUGUGCAGAACUUCCACAUCAGCUGGAAGGAUGGCCUGGCUCUGUGUGCCCUCAUCCACAGACACAGACCUGACCUCAUUGACUACUCCAAACUGCGCAAGGAUGAUCCUAUUGGCAACCUCAACACUGCCUUUGAGGUAGCCGAGAAAUUCCUGGAUAUUCCCAAGAUGCUUGAUGCUGAAGAUAUUGUGAACACACCUAAGCCUGAUGAGAAAGCAAUCAUGACCUAUGUUUCAUGCUUCUACCAUGCCUUUGCUGGAGCUGAGCAGGCUGAGACGGCAGCCAACAGGAUUUGCAAAGUUUUGGCCGUGAACCAGGAGAACGAGAAGUUGAUGGAAGAGUAUGAGAAACUGGCUAGUGAGCUGCUGGAGUGGAUCCGCAGGACCAUCCCCUGGCUGGAGAACCGUGUGGCAGAGCAGACCAUGCACGCCAUGCAGACCAAGCUGGAGGACUUCCGCGACUACCGCCGCGUGCACAAGCCCCCCAAGGUGCAGGAGAAGUGCCAGCUGGAGAUCAACUUCAACACGCUGCAGACCAAGCUACGCCUGAGCAACCGCCCCGCCUUCAUGCCCUCCGAGGGCAAGAUGGUGUCGGAUAUUGCCAACGCCUGGAAGGGUUUGGAGCAGGUGGAGAAGGGCUAUGAGGAGUGGCUGCUGACUGAGAUCCGCCGUCUGGAGAGAGUCGAUCACCUGGCUGAGAAGUUCAAGCAGAAAUGCUCCCUCCAUGAGACAUGGACUUCAGGAAAGGAGGAGUUGCUGGCUAUGAAGGACUAUGAGUCUGCCUCUCUGAUGGAGGUCCGCGCUCUGAUGAGGAAGCACGAGGCCUUUGAGAGCGACCUGGCUGCCCACCAGGACCGGGUGGAGCAGAUCGCUGCCAUUGCCCAGGAGCUGAAUGAGCUGGACUUCUUUGAUUCUGUCACCAUCAAUGCUCGCUGUCAAGCCAUUUGUGACCAGUGGGAUAACCUGGGCACCCUGACUCAGAAGAGAAGAGACUCUCUGGAGCGUGUAGAGAAAUUGUGGGAGACCAUUGACCAGUUGUACCUGGAGUUUGCUAAGAGGGCAGCACCCUUCAACAACUGGAUGGACGGAGCUAUGGAGGAUCUGCAGGACAUGUUUAUUGUGCACAGCAUUGAGGAGAUUCAGAGUUUGAUCACAGCCCACGAUCAGUUCAAGGCUACCCUGCCCGAGGCAGACAAGGAGCGCAUGGCCACCCUGGGAAUCCAAAAUGAGGUCGUGAAGAUUGCCCAGACCUACGGGAUCAAGCUGUUGGCUGAGAACCCCUACACCAGCCUCUCCCUCCAGGACAUCAACAACAAAUGGGAGGCUGUGAAACAGCUGGUGCCAAUGAGAGAUCAGAUGCUGCAGGAGGAGGUUGCCAGGCAGCAGUCUAACGAGAGACUCAGGCGCCAGUUCGCUGCCCAGGCUAACAUAAUUGGACCCUGGAUUCAGACCAAGAUGGAGGAAAUCAGCCAUGUCUCCAUUGACAUUGCUGGCUCUCUGGAGGAACAGAUGAGCAAUCUCAAGCAGUACGAACAGAACAUAGUCAACUACAAAUCUAACAUUGACAAGCUGGAGGGCGACCACCAGCUCAGCCAGGAAGGACUCAUCUUUGACAACAAACACACCAACUACACCAUGGAGCACAUCCGCGUGGGCUGGGAGCAGCUGCUCACCACCAUCGCCCGCACCAUCAACGAGGUGGAGAACCAGAUCCUGACCCGUGACGCCAAGGGCAUCAGCCAGGAGCAGCUCAACGAGUUCAGGGCCUCUUUCAACCACUUCGACAGGAAGAGGAACGGCAUGAUGGACCCAGACGACUUCCGUGCCUGCCUCAUCUCAAUGGGCUACGAUCUGGGUGAGGUUGAGUUUGCCCGCAUCAUGACCCUGGUGGACUCCAACAACACAAGUGUAGUCACGUUCCAGGCCUUCAUUGACUUCAUGACUAGAGAGACAGCUGAGACAGACACAGCUGAACAGGUCAUGGCCUCGUUCAGGAUCCUGGCAUCUGAUAAGACCUACAUCAUGGUGGAUGAGCUCAGACGGGAGCUGCCCCCAGAGCAGGCCGAGUACUGCAUCAGCCGCAUGACCAAGUACAUCGGCAGCGAUGCCCCAGCAGGCGCCCUGGACUACAUCUCCUUCUCCAGCGCCCUGUAUGGAGAGAGCGACUUGUAAAGAGACUCCGCUCUGUGUCAACGAACCCUCCCUUAUUAUAUCCCAAUGCACAAAUCAACUUCAGAAAAAAAGAUGCACUACCACAUAACCUUCUAGGAACAUUUACUACAAAUUGGAGAUUCUAUACUAUCUCUUGAGUAAAAAGACUCAAUUUAUCACUUCUUUGAAUUAAAAAUUCAGUAAUGAUUCAAGACAUAUUCAUUAGGAAGCACUUGUGUUAAAACAAUUUAUUGUGGUGGUGAAGUGCUUUUUUUUUCUCUCUGCUCUGCAAGCUAUCACUUCACUUCUGUAUGUAGUGGUGGAAUGUUUGUCUCAUGUACUGUAUCAAGAAGACUAUGAAGUUUACAUUUUUAAACAGUCCUCUCCAUCUCACAUAUGUGGCUUUAUUCAGGAGAAAAAAUAAAAUCACUUCUACCAUGUU
Molecule: messenger RNA, 3319 nt
Organism: Alosa alosa (allis shad)
Lineage: Eukaryota; Metazoa; Chordata; Actinopteri; Clupeiformes; Clupeidae
Gene: actn3a
Product: actinin alpha 3a
Biological process (GO): muscle cell development; actin cytoskeleton organization
Cellular component (GO): Z disc; cell projection; cortical actin cytoskeleton
Molecular function (GO): calcium ion binding; actin filament binding
Source: RefSeq, a predicted model, not a curated record